GCCGGUUGUGCUGCUACGAGUAACGAGUGAGUAAAAUGAAGUGAAGUGAAUAUUACGAUACAAAUUAUGAAGUGUAAUUAGACAGUGAAGUGUACUCUUUGGACUAAUUAGUGAUAUGUGAAUUUGUGUAGAGACUUGGGUACAGAACCCACGACAACAAUGUCGGAGGGGCAGAAGUGUUUAGGGAUAAUUGUUCUGCUUAUCCACAUCGUUAUAACUACGGGAGAAGGUCCAUCACCUCCCCCAACUGCAGAAUCUACAACCAUCAGAGAAGACCAGAACGAGCUUACCGUUUCCUUUCCCCCUAUCGAUGACGUUUUUGGAACACCAGAGAAGCAUUUUGGCACCGAAAACAACACAGUAGUGACGUCACAGACUGGAUCGACGGCGCUACUGCCGUGUGUCAUAAGAAAUAUUGGAGAUGGCAUUGUCUCGUGGAUACGAAGAAAAGAUUACCAUUUAUUGACAGUAGGAUUGACAACCUAUAGUUCAGAUCAGAGAUUCCAAGCUAUUCACCUUCAGCACUCAGAAGACUGGACACUAAAAGUUCGUUUCGUUCAAAAACGGGACGCCGGUAUAUACGAGUGCCAAGUAUCCUCACAUCCGCCAACCAGUAUAUUCCUGCGGCUUAAUGUUGUAGAGGCUCGAGCUCAAAUAUCCGGACCAACCGAGAAGUACCUCAAACCGGGUUCCAUGCUGCGGUUACAGUGUUCGGUGGUUCAAACCACAGAAGCACCUGCUUUUGUAUUCUGGUAUCAUAAUAGUCGUAUGAUCAAUUACGAUGUGGAACGUGGCAUCAAUGUGACAACAGACCCCGAGCAGAGGCUGUCUGACCUCUUGAUUCCAGCGGCGAGCGUGUCUCACGCCGGAAACUACACCUGCGUACCAAACAACGCGGUACCGGCUAGUAUAUACGUCCAUAUAUUCAAUGGUGAGAACCCAGCCGCAAUGCAAUCGUCCUCUCCUAGCUACUUUCAUCUCAACUGCCAGAGCUUCUUAAACAUACUCAUUACUCUUAACUUUAUUAUAAGGUGACAAUUACAAUAAACGUCACCUGAAAUAUGUCCUUUGAGAUGUUCAUAAAAUUUAGCAAAUACAGCACGAAAUAAAUUUUUUAUACCCAGUUAUUUACCUUAUAAUUGAUAUAGUUUUAAACAUCAAUUUAAUCAA
This is a messenger RNA of Danaus plexippus (monarch butterfly), 1170 nucleotides long. RefSeq lists its product as uncharacterized. Gene Ontology annotation, biological process: synapse organization. Gene Ontology annotation, cellular component: neuron projection membrane. Bases 160 to 1035 code for a protein of 291 amino acids. Lineage: Eukaryota; Metazoa; Arthropoda; Insecta; Lepidoptera; Nymphalidae. The transcript is spliced from 8 exons. The record is from RefSeq and is a predicted model, not a curated record.